Molecule: messenger RNA, 6819 nt
Organism: Spodoptera littoralis (African cotton leafworm)
Lineage: Eukaryota; Metazoa; Arthropoda; Insecta; Lepidoptera; Noctuidae
Source: the annotation of a GenBank genome assembly
AUUUUUUUCAGUUUACUGUUCUUGUGUGUGUACUAUUUCAAUGUGAAAAAGAGACGAUUGUGUAGUUCUGAUUUGCAUUUUUUCUACUGUGACAUUAUUAUUGGUAUCUAUGUAAAGUUUAAAAUAGUAAAUUACAGUACCUUAGCUUUAUACAGAUUAUGUGUUUAAAUUUUGAAUUUUUUGAUGAAUUGAAAGUUUGACAGCGAUGUCAGGGGGACAACUAGUGGUGUUGGACCGGGCCGGGCGCGAUGUGAAGCGGUUCCCUCUGUUGGAGGGGCUGGCUACGCUGGGCAGCGACCCUGCUUGCGACAUCCGCAUCAUGCUGCCCACUGUCAGCCCGCACCAUGCUACUGUAGUGGUCCAUGCUAACCAGACGGUGAUCCGCAACGUGUGCGGCGAGCCCACGCUGGUCAACGACGAGCCCGUGUCCGUCGCCGCGCUGCGACACCGCGACCGCAUCGCCAUCGGCGGCCGCACGCUGCGCUGGGACUACGCCCAGCCCGCGCGGAGGCCUCCGCUACCUGCGCUGGCGACGUGGAAACGACGCAGCCGCGGCGGGCGAGUGGGGGCCCGCGGGGCCCGGGGCGGGGCCCGGCCGCGCGGCCCGCGCCGUGCCUCGGGGCCCGGGCCCGCGCCCGCCAGGGACCCGGCACUGCGCCUCGCCAUCGAGAUGUCGCACAGAGCCUCUAUGCCCGGUAACGCUGGCGGUAAACAAGUAGCUAUAGUGCAGCCUCAGAGACGAGAUACGAGUGAUCAAAUUGACAACAACCCGUCGCGGUCGCCGCUGCCAAGUAACAAGCGUCCCAGAUCUUCUAAAAGUGAUACAGACACAUCACUCAACGAUGCAGAGGCCGACAAGACUGUACGCAAGUCUAGUGCACGAGCCAGUCUCAAAAGUCCAGUGUCCAAUUUGCAGAAUACUACAAAGGCAACGCUGUGGAUCGAAUCCCGCAAGCCUAGCGCCAGGAAGACUACUCCUAAGCAGGCCAGUCCUAGGCAGACUACACCUAGGCAGGCAGUACUCAGGCAGUCGACCCUUAGACAAGCUACUCCCAGACAGGCGACCCCCAGACAGGCAUCUCCUAGGCAAGUGACCUCCAGACAGGCAACACCUAGGCAGACGACCCCCAAACAAGUGACCCCCAGAAAAGCGGGCAAGGCGGCGAGCACUGGCAAGAAGAGUACUCCACUGCGCCUCACCGUCCUGCGCCGGGCUCAGAGCGCCCACAAGCACUCCGUGGACAAAAUCGAAGCGCCGCGUGUCGUGGACGCGACGAAGCAGGCCGCGCUGCGCCUCAUGACGCGCCAGGCCGCGCGGCCCCCGCUGUCCCCGCUGUCCCCGCUGUCCCCGCUGUCGCCCGCCGCGCCGCGCUCCCCGGCUACCAUUAUAGAAUUAACAGAUUCAGAAGGAAGAAAUUCAUCACUGCGGGCAAGUAACGUAUCCCGGCGAUCGGGAAAGAGUCCCAAGAAGUCGCCUGCCGCCGUCAGCCCGAGGAAAUCCGCACUUAAAGAUCCUUCAGCGAAACGAGGAACACGAAAAACCGAAUCGAUAAAGUUCGACCUGAGUAACUUGGAGAACCAUUCUGAGGACACGCAGGACGUCAUGAUGGUCAGCGACCUCAGCUCCCAGUCAGCUCACAGCGCCUCCUCCUCCCUCGCACUGCACUACUCCCCCACAUCCCCCGCGUCCCCCCUGUCCCCCGCCGCCCGGCCCGCAUCGCGCGGGGCCCGCCUGGUGCAGCGCGCCCUUCAGCCCCACAGCCCGCGCUCGCCGCGCCCCGGCCUCGAGUCCUACUCCAUCGUUGACUUAGUCUCCAUUGAUUCUAACGAGUCUGCCCGAACCUCUUCAGUGUAUGGCUCCCCGGCAUCUACAGACGUGACGACUUUUGAGACUCCACAAAAUAGUACCGGGAGGAGAACGAGAUCGACUAUAGACCCGACGCUGCUCGGCUCCAGCACCCCUUACGUGAAAGGCAGGCCGUCCACCGCCAAGUCUCGCUCGAUAGUGAGUGUCGAUAUAUCGAGCCGACCUUCCAUGACUACACAGUCGACCCUCAGGAGUUCAAGAUCAAGACGAUCCAAGUCGUUGUCGACCCCGGAGAACUCGGAGGAGGCCAAGAAACACAUCUCCGUGAACAGCACGCGCAUAUCUCGCGCCGCGCGCAGCCGGUCCCGCCUGCACGACCCCGCCAGCCCCGCCAGCCGCGCCAGCCCCGCCAGCCGCGCCAGUACCCUCCGUGCAGACAGUACAGUGUCCCCGCGCACGUCGCGCGCCUCGCGCUCCGUCCGCAGCCCCGCGCUCGACGGAGGACUGUCCACUCCGGAGAAUAUAUUGAACAACAGGAUGAAAGUGAAAUAGUGACGCCGAAGAGUGCCGUCAAGUUAGUACAAGAAGCCGUAAAGAACAAGCACUCGACAGCCAAAAAGCCACAGUCUAAGCGUUCGAUAAUAGACGAUUUGAACGAGUCCGAUAUUGUGAAGCAACUGUUCAACAGUCCCGUGAAACGCAAGCUAUCGCAGAGCAUGACGGAGUUCUCCAGGAAACAGUUGUUUGAGGAGGACGAGUCGUCCCAGGCCCGGCGGCCCGCGCGGAACACCGUGGCGCUCACUGGGCGCACGCCCGACCACUCUCUGCUUGACCACACCGACUCCUACACGCCAGAAAUAUUCGUCAGCCCCAUUAGCACUCCCACUCGAAGUCCUAGUUUAGAGGGCAUCAAACUUAUGUUCGCCAAAACUACUCCCGAAAACGAUUUACGAAAUGUGAAAGGAGUGAAAGCUCUACUGCGCACACCGCGCACCAGGAGAUCUAUCAAGAAUGACCUGAGAAAUGUAUCGGGUGUUAAGAAUGUAUUUGCCAAGAGUCCUAAAAACCGACUUAGUGAUGUCAGAGUCAAAGAAAUAUUUGCAUCUUCGCCUAAAAACGAUUUGCGUCGCGUGACCGGAGUGAAAUCCCUGUUCCAAACCGCUGAGAAAAGAAGGUCGCCUAGAAACGAGUUAGACGAUGUGGUAGGCGUGAAACGGUUAUUUAAAAAGACUAGUCCGGCGAAUGACCUCCGGAACGUGUCUGGAGUUCGCAGAACUCUCCGUAGAAAUAGUCCGAGGAAUGAGUUCGAGAACCUGCAUGGCGUGAAGCGAAUGUUUGCGAGAGACGCUAGGGACGACUUGAACGACUCAUUGCACGCUUCCCUGGAGCAAGUACCCAGUACUGACGACUGGCUACAACAAGAGCUCAAUAAACGACACCAAGUAAACACCUAUCUCCAGUCUCUAAACAACUCCGCUAAUAAAUCUAAGACAAGAAAAUCAAAGUCGACGAUACACACGUCUUUAGACCAAGUCACAAAUGUCGAUGUGUUGCUAGAUCAAGAGUUAAACAAGGAGCAACAGAUCAAUAAUUAUUUGGAAUCCAUUAGAUCAGCUGAUAACUCUCAGGUCAACAAAUCUAAAAGGAAUCAGUCCGCAGCCUCCGACAAGGCUCAUGCGGCGACGACGAACAUGACCCGAGAACUGCAGAAGUUGGUGACAGAAACGGUCGAGGGCCUCACGCCGACCUGCCCGGCGCGGACCAGGAACAGCAGCCUCGCGGCCGGAGACAGCUCGCGGCGCAAGAAGUCGGCGUCGCAGCUCUACAGCGCGCACAAACUGCCCCUCAAGAAGAGGUCGCUGGCGGACGCGGCCGCGCUGGCCCUGCCGCUCAAGAAGCGCGGCGUGCAGCACUCCACGCCGCUGAAGGGCCGCGCGCCCACCGCGCCGCGCGCGCCCCACUCCCCCAUCGCGCCCGCCGCGCCCGCCGCGCCCGCCUCGCCACGCAGGUCUACUAAGUCAAAAGAAACUGUAGAAGUGUCAUCAAAUAACGCAAAAGAAACAAAAGCUCAACGCGAUACUGAAAUAGUCAGAGAAAAUGUUAAACCAUCACCGAGGAAGACUCGUGGCAGAGGGAAAGUAGCGUCUUCUAAAGCUAAACCUAAGGCAAGUCCCGCUAGAAAGAAAGCAGCCACUACAGUUGACAAACCUCGUCCUGGUUCGGCCAAAGAAGAAAAUUCACCUACAGUUAGUCCUAUAAGAAAAACUAGACAAACUAGAGCUAAACAAGCUAGUCCAGUCAAAACAUUACUCUCUCCUGAGCCAACGGCACGUUCGCGUAAAAAAGAUGUUUCGACCAAAGAGACUAAUACAAAGCCGCGUGCUCCGAGGUUAACUGUUGCAAAGAAAUCAUUAGUUAAAAGCCCACCGGCGAGUCAGAGGGCGUCGAGAAAACGAAAAGAACCAGAAACUUCUUCAACACCUAAGCCUAGUCCUAAGAAAACGCGAGCUGCACGCAACAACGCUUCUAUUAAAGAUGUUAAGCCGAAGACACCAAAGAGUACAAGGGCUAAAGUUCAAAAGGCAUCUGUUGUAGUUAGCAAACCAUCGCCAUCUUUGAAACCACGACCAGUACUUAGUGAGCAAGAUACUACAAGGAGGUCGCGGAGAACUGGGACAGUCCAGCCUCCACUAGAAUCUCAUAAGAAAUCUCAAGCAUCUAGUAAAACGCGAGUUGAAACAACACCAAAUAAACCCACACGAAGAAAUACUACGAACAAAACAAAAGACAAGAAUGUGGUUGACAAACCUGACGUUAAAAGUAAGACCAGUGAACCGACGCCUCGGAAGACUAGAAAUAACAAACAAGAAAAGUCUAACGAACAACCUAAAACUGUGAGAGGUCGUGGCAAGAAAGUGUUGUCGCAAGAGAGCGGACAAUCGGAAACUAAAAGCCGAGGGCGACGGACUACUAAACCCGAGCCCGAGCCAGUCGUACAGGAAGUUAAAACUCGCAAACGAAAGACAACACCACCAGACAAUGACAUUCCGCCUAAAGCGAAUCAGGAGAACAUUCCAGAUAAUCAGAUAACUGGAAAACGUAAGACCGACAGCCGCGGAGUCUUUGCCUUCAGAAAGCAAACCUGCAGGCCGCAGCCGUCGGAGAUAGCGCGCGACGCGACGGAGCAGUCACUCAAGUACAAAUAGUUAACAUAGAAACGGUGCAUGGAGGCACUGUACGAUAUAUUUUAUGAAAAUGUUUUAUGAAGAGUUUGGAACUUAAAAUAUUUUUGUGACACAUUAUCAUUGUGUUCUAGUUAAUUUCAUCAGCUGCGUGGCACUAUGUUAAUUCUAAAUAUCAAGUGAAGUACAUGUACGGAUGUCGUGCUAACUGUACUGUGCACGUUAUAGCGUGCAAUAUUGUCUAUAACAUUGCCUCAAACAUAAUAUGUAUGUAAUAUUUGUAAUCUGGUUAUUUAUGUGUAUUCAAGUUGCUGUGAACAUUUUGGAUAGAUCGACAAUACAAAUUAUAAAUAUUUUUAUUAAUUUACAUACCUAGAUACUACUAAGAAUCAACAUUUAAUGCUGAUAGUGAUCAUGAAUAAGCCAAUCUAAAUCCGUUGCGAUGAUCUAGCGACCGAACGAUGUAGGUUUGUAGAGAUAUUGAAAUUAAGUUUGCUGUAGUCUAAAUGGUACUACGUUGGAGUGUUUAUGGAAUUGAUUAGGGGCCCUUUUCCUGAUUCGCACACUUCGGCGGCUCGUUGCAGAGACGUGAACGUCAUCGAAAGAAAAAGUCGACCCCCAGCUUGCACAAACUUCGUGCGGAUGAAACAUUUAUACGUGCGGUGAUUAUGAGUGAUAGUCUUAGAUUAUGUUGUGAUAGUCUGGUAAAUAUCUGCGGCACACAGCCACCAAUUUGUACGACAGGAAAGAGCUCUACUAUUAGUUAGUACAUAAUAUUGUUGUAGUGCUGAUCCCGUGGUAUUCCAUGUUCAGUACAAGUUUAAAUAAGCACAAAUGCCUCCAACGAAUCAUGUCUACGAUUGAUUUCUUUUUAUCAAAUAUUUGAAAACUUUGUAUGAGGUUUGUUGUGUGGAAAUAUUAAUUAUAAUAUAGUUUCUUAAUGUAUGUGUUGUGUUCAUUUAUCACAGGAUGAUACUUUGAAUAAAACUUACAAUGUUCAUGUUCAGAUGUCUCUUGUGCUAAAUGAAUACAAUUUAGGAUUUUAGCUUUAUUGAUUUAUUUUAUAUUUCUCUUAAUUGGCUAAGAUUUUAUUUUUAUCUUAUUUCGACUAUACGUUGGCUAGGUGGGGAGUGGGUCUUGAUGAGUAAGAUAAAAAAAUGUUUUGGGUACAUAUAAGAUAUAUUUAUUAUAACAAUUUAUACAAUUCAAGCAUUCCUAGGUUAUCUAAAAUUUACAGAAAUAUACACCUUUACAAAUGUCGACAAAUUGGUUACCCGUCAACGAGUUAAGAGAGUAAUUACUUUACGGUAUUUUGUCACGUUUAAUAACAUAUACAAUAACACAUAUUGUAACACCCAGUUCCCACUUAGCUACAUUAUUCUUUACUUUCGAAGCACUAAAAAGAUUUGAAGACUUACAAUUCACUAAAACAUGGUAAUGAUGUAACAAAGUAAUAUACCGGGAGCAAAGUAAUUUAUAUUGUAAACGAUAUUAUUAUAUAAUUUAAUAUUGCACUCGGAACUUUCGAGAAUAGGAAUCGAUAUUUUAUUUAAAUAUUGUUACAUCGAAUAAUAAAUAAAUAAAGGAAUGAAUUACGAGGAGUCUGUUUUAUUGGGCGCCUUGAACUUGACGGGGUUGGAGACGCGGAAUAUGUUGGGCGUGAGCGCGGCGAGCGGAGCGAACAGGGCGGGCGCCACGUUGGCGGGCAGCGCCGCCGUCAGCGUGCGCAGCUCGGCGCCGCCCCAGCCCGCCGCCUCCAGCAUGAACCCCUUCACGCACUUCAGCACCAGCUCCGCGCGCCGCACGCACCAUGCCGCCGUCAUCUCCUGC